UUUUUUGGAUCAUGCGCGAAGCCAAGAGCCGGAUUGUCACAGAGAGUGUCAGAAUACACCCGUUUAUCCCGCGCGACUAGUGACCUAAGUCAAGAAAUUUCAUCGAGCCUAGAAAAAUAAUUUCGGUGACUUCGUCAUCGACUCGGAAGUCUUGAAUCAUCAAUAAUGGGGAAGGAAAAGAUUCACAUAAACAUUGUGGUCAUUGGCCAUGUCGACUCGGGAAAGUCAACAACGACCGGCCACUUGAUUUACAAAUGCGGCGGCAUUGAUAAACGAACGAUUGAAAAAUUUGAAAAAGAGGCUCAGGAAAUGGGAAAGGGUUCCUUUAAGUACGCUUGGGUGUUGGACAAGCUCAAGGCGGAACGCGAACGUGGUAUCACUAUUGAUAUUGCUCUGUGGAAGUUUGAAACGGCCAAGUAUUACGUCACUAUAAUUGAUGCACCAGGUCAUCGUGAUUUUAUAAAGAAUAUGAUUACCGGGACAAGUCAAGCCGAUUGUGCAGUAUUAAUUGUCGCAGCGGGAAUUGGAGAGUUCGAGGCUGGCAUUUCAAAGAAUGGACAGACUCGUGAACAUGCUCUUCUGGCAUUCACUCUGGGAGUGAAGCAACUGAUUGUCGGGGUCAACAAAAUGGACAUGACCGAUCCGCCGUACUCCGAGAGUCGCUUCGAGGAAAUCAAAAAAGAGGUCUCGUCGUACAUCAAGAAAAUUGGUUACAACACUUCUUCCGUUGCUUUUGUUCCCAUUUCCGGAUGGCAUGGGGAUAACAUGCUCGAGCCGUCUCCGAAGACUGCUUGGUACAAGGGAUGGAAAGUGGAGCGCAAGGACGGAAAUGCUGAUGGGAAGACUCUAAUUGAGGCGCUGGAUGCUAUUCUGCCUCCGUCUCGACCAACUGAUAAGGCUUUGCGACUUCCUCUGCAGGAUGUCUACAAGAUUGGAGGGAUUGGAACCGUUCCCGUGGGACGCGUCGAAACUGGCAUUCUGAAACCAGGAAUGCUCGUGACAUUCGCUCCAGCUGCUUUGACAACCGAAGUGAAGUCCGUCGAGAUGCAUCACGAAGCUUUGACAGAGGCUCUGCCUGGGGACAAUGUCGGCUUCAAUGUGAAGAAUAUUUCAGUGAAGGAAUUGAGGCGCGGUUACGUGGCGGGCGAUUCGAAGAACCAACCACCCAAAGGGGCGGCCGACUUCACUGCCCAAGUGAUUGUCCUCAACCACCCUGGACAAAUCAGCAACGGAUACACUCCAGUGUUGGACUGUCACACCGCUCACAUUGCCUGCAAAUUCGCCGAGAUCAAGGAAAAGUGCGACCGUCGAACCGGCAAAACCACUGAAGAAAAUCCGAAGAGCAUCAAAAGUGGAGACGCUGCCAUUGUCAUGCUACAGCCAACCAAGCCUAUGUGUGUCGAAGCAUUCCAAGAAUUUCCACCCCUGGGCAGAUUUGCCGUUCGUGACAUGCGCCAAACUGUUGCUGUCGGUGUCAUUAAGAGCGUCAAUUUCAAAGAUACUCAGGGCAAGGUUACAAAAGCCGCGGAGAAGGCCCAGAAGAAAAAGUAACCAUCAAGCUUCCUCGGAAGAUACCCAAAGAAAAUCCUCCAAAAAUCUGGAGCGCAAUUUUCCAUACUUGCGUCAUUCUUUUCGACUUUUUCAAGUAACGACACUUCUUUCUUGUUUUUACCCCCUCUACAUUACCCGGUAGUAUUGAAUCCUCGCAUUUAUCCGAAUUUGCAUAUUCAAUUCACCCACGCCCCUCGCACUCCCCACAUAUGCUAGCAUUCAAUUUAACAAUUGUCCGUUGUACGUUAAAAUUGGCAAAGUGCAAAGUCCAAUUAAUGGUCAAAAUAUUACUCAGUUUCCUUGAAUACACUCAGUGUAGUUAAAUUUUUAAUUCAAAUAUAACUGCGGGGAUGUGAAAUAUUUGUGAACUGAAAUGAGGCAAUCGAGACAAAAGUUUUUACAACUGUCAAAAAAUUUCUUUUUCAAUUUGAGAGAAACAUGUUUUACUGAAACAUUACAUUUUUCUUACUAUGUGUGUUUAUAACAAAAUGCUGGCCUCGCAUCCCUUUAGUUUUUUUAUUCAAUUUUUAAAAAUCAUUCUUUACGAUGAGAUUGAUCAAGGCUGAUAUAUAAGUUUCGAAAUAUUAUUAAUUAUUAUAUAAAAUAUGUAUGUUUGUUAUUAUUUAUAAUCAUCGUUUUGUUAAUUGUUUUAUAUUUAUACUCAUGACUGUAUUAAC
Messenger RNA from Leptopilina heterotoma, 2228 nucleotides. RefSeq names its product elongation factor 1-alpha (gene Ef-1a-f1). Gene Ontology annotation, biological process: translation; translational elongation. Gene Ontology annotation, molecular function: GTP binding; translation elongation factor activity; GTPase activity. Lineage: Eukaryota; Metazoa; Arthropoda; Insecta; Hymenoptera; Figitidae. The transcript has 4 exons. The record is from RefSeq and is a predicted model, not a curated record. The coding region runs from base 166 to 1551 and encodes 461 amino acids.